GGGGCGCGGAAGAGAUACAGCUCGCAGAAAGGCCCAAGGCAGGACGCCAAACAGAAGUUGGGGGAGGGGCGGGGCCGUGUACUAGCGUUCCCGUCUCCAUGGUAACUGAUGGAACGCUGCGUGUCUUCCCCGCCCUCCGGUAAAAGAGCCAGGGCGCAAGCGCGGCGUAGUCGUCAGAGCGGAGAGCGCGGCCCGGUGCGCAGAGCGUUGGGAUGGCGCAUUACAAGGCCGCGGACUCUAAGCGAGAGCAGUUCCGCCGCUACCUGGAGAAAUCCGGGGUGCUGGACACGCUCACCAAAGGUAACGAGCUCCGAGCCGCUGCCCCCAGCGUGGGGGAAGUGUUGGUAGCCCUAUAUGAAGAGCCAGAGAAACCAAAUAGUGCACUGGACUUUCUGAAGCAUCAUAUAGGAGCCGCAGCUCCAGAAAAUCCAGAAGUAGAGGCCCUUCGCCUGGAAGUGGCAGAGAUGAAAGAAAAAUAUGAAGCUGUGUUGGAAGAAAACAAAAAACUAAAAGCAAAGCUGUCUCAGUAUGAACCACCUCCAGAAGAGAAGCGUGGUGAAUAGGAAUGCUUUCACCUUUUGGUUACUUAACUGAAUAAAGGGCUUCAUCAGAA
Messenger RNA from Malaclemys terrapin pileata, 613 nucleotides. It is a transcript of the gene MYCBP, whose product is annotated as MYC binding protein. Gene Ontology annotation, molecular function: transcription coactivator activity. Gene Ontology annotation, cellular component: nucleus. Gene Ontology annotation, biological process: regulation of DNA-templated transcription. NCBI's taxonomy places the organism in Eukaryota, Metazoa, Chordata, Testudines, Emydidae. Bases 213 to 563 code for a protein of 116 amino acids. The transcript has 5 exons. The record is from RefSeq and is a predicted model, not a curated record.